Molecule: messenger RNA, 1011 nt
Organism: Schistosoma mattheei
Lineage: Eukaryota; Metazoa; Platyhelminthes; Trematoda; Strigeidida; Schistosomatidae
Source: the annotation of a GenBank genome assembly
AUGUACUCUCAUGAAAAAAUCAAUAAUUUGUGGAUGAUAUUUAAUACAGGAAAGAACGCAACUUUAAUGUACAAAUUUAGAAGUAAACAAAACUCAACAAGAGGAACAGAAGAGGAAGAAAAUGAAGAACCACCACCACCACCACAACAACAACAACAAGACCUAGAACAAACACUGAAGGAUGAAGUAUUACAUAAUCAAAAUAAUGAAACAAUUAGAUUAGAAACAAAACUAACAAAUCAAUCACCAGUAUUAUCCCCUUUUCUGCCAGUUAUUUAUCCACAUGAAGUUGUAUCAUUAACAUCUAAACGGAAUACUUCAGAAAGUAUUUUAAAUGAGUCAGAAUUUAAACAAGGCCAGAUCAAUACUGAAUUGAUUAAACCAAAUAUUUCAUCAUGGCUUGAAACAAUAAAUGAAGGGAAAGACGAUCCUAAUGAUCAAGAAUCAGUGAAACCUUCAAAGCUCGACACUGCACGCUCUAUACAACAUCCUUUACAAAGGAAAUAUUCAAUUUGUGAAAAAAAUCAGACUCGUCAAAGUAUCGCUUAUUCAAUUAUCAGACAUAGAGAAAACCAGUUGCGUAAUUUAAAAGCAGCAUUAAGUGAAGCACCAAUAGCGUAUCUAUGGAAUGAUAAUUUAAAUAAAAGUACAACAAAAUUGAAAACAAAAUUCAUUUGUUCAAAAUAUAAAGAUAUCAAUUUACAAGCAAAACGUUGUAUUCCUGGUUCUAUUGGCGGUUUAUCAAAUUAUUUCCUAGAAAUUAUUGCUUUACCUAAACCUGCAUUGAUUCGUUUCCCACCACCGACUAGUAUGCAUCAAUAUAUACAUAAAAAAAUAUUAGCUAAAGAGAAACAGCAAAUGCAACAAAAUUUGAAUAGAUUAAGUCAUUUAACUGAAGAAAUGAAAAGAGUUUCAGAAGGUCAAAAAUUGAUGGCUGCAUUAAAAUUCUUACUGGCUUCUACAAGCAAUGAGAAAAAUGAAAAUAUUAAAUCUGAAGGAAUAAGAAAUUAA